AUGGGCACACGGGGGGACGUGCAGCCUUUCUGCGCCCUGGGCCAGACCCUCAAGAAACGCGGCUGGAGCGUCACGAUGGCCGCGCCCGCGGAGUUCCAAGAGUUCGUGGGCAGCUUUGAAGGCCUGGAGUUUGCGGACAUCGGUCGUUCGGUGCAGAAGGAGGUGAUGGAGACACCCGAGGGCAUGGCCAUGCGUACCGCCGGCUCGCUCAAGGUCUUCUCCGCCGCCCGCGCCUUCUUCAACGAGGGCCUCCUCGGCUCAUGGUUCCAGAGCGUGCUGGCGCUGUGCCAGUACCUGCAGCCCACGGUGCUGGUCCUCAGCUCAUUCGUCCAACUGUGCGGCGCAGGCCUCAUCCCCGACCUGCUGGGCCUUCGGACGCGGGUGCUGCUGGUGCACACCAUCCCCAUGGACCUCACCUCCGAGUUCGCCUGCCCGACGGCGGGGUGGGGCCUGGGCGCGCGCCGCGGCCUGGGCUGCCUCAACUCCCUGUCCUGGGUGGCGGGGCAGAAGCUGGUGGUGGAGCGCAUCUACCUCCCCGUCGCCCAGCGCCUGGCCGACGCCGCGGCCGCACGCCUGCACGUGCCCGCCCUGCGCCUGGACGCGCGGUUUGGGUGCGAGGGGCGCACCACGCUCUACGUCUACUCCCCCUCCGUCCUGCCCAAGCCUGCGGACUGGGGGCCCCAGCUCCACGUCGUCGGCGCCGUGUUUGCGCCCGCGCACUUCACCAUCCGCCCCGACGUCGCCGCGCGCCUGGCUCGCAAGCAGAGCGUGGCCGUGUCGCGGCGCGCGACGCUCAAGCGCGCCGCCGACCCGCAGGCCGGCGGCGCCGCCCCCGGGGCCGCGCUCAGCCGCGCGCUCAGCAUCCCCACGCCCGCGGAGAUGGCGGGGGAGGGCCCCUCCGACGAGGACAGCCCGGGGUCGGGCCGCGGCAUUACCACCGCCGUCGCGCGCGUGACUGGCCAUGGCAACAGCGACGCACUGGCCGGCGCGGGGGCCAGCUCCUCCUCGCUGGCCUCCUCCACGCUGCCCUCGCCGGCGCUGGAGGCGCUGGACCCCGGCACCGGCCUGCCCCUGGGUCUGCAGCGCUACCUGGACGACGCGGCGGCGGCCCGAGUGCCCGUGGUCUACUUUGGCCUGGGGUCCAUGCUGGCCACCGCCUUUGACGGCGACCGCAUCGAGGAGAUCCUGGGCCAGGUCAAGGUCACCGUCUGCCAGCUGGCGCGGUCGGGGACGCCGCUGCGCGCGCCCGUGGAUCACGGCACGCUGCUGCCGCAGUGCGCGCUGGCGGUGCACCACGGGGGCGCGGGGACGCUGCACUCGGUGCUGCUGGCGGGGAAGCCCAGCAUCGCCAUCCCCUGCAUCCCCAUGACUGACCAGCGCUUCUGGGCGGAGCUGCUCAUCCGCCACCGCGUCGCGCCGGGGCCCCUGCUCCAGAUCAGCGCCUUCUCCGCGGCCCGCCUGAACAAGCUGCUGGUCAAGGCGUUGGGGAACCUGGAGGAGUACACCGCUAACGCCGAGCGGCUGGCACGGCGUAUCUAUGCCGAGGACGGGGCCGGGCGCGCCGCAGACCUCAUCGAGGCUGAGAUCAGCUGA
This is a messenger RNA of Auxenochlorella protothecoides, 1593 nucleotides long. RefSeq names its product Sterol 3-beta-glucosyltransferase. The record is from RefSeq and is a predicted model, not a curated record. Lineage: Eukaryota; Viridiplantae; Chlorophyta; Trebouxiophyceae; Chlorellales; Chlorellaceae. The coding region runs from base 1 to 1593 and encodes 530 amino acids. Gene Ontology annotation, molecular function: hexosyltransferase activity. The transcript is spliced from 5 exons. Gene Ontology annotation, biological process: carbohydrate metabolic process.